This is a messenger RNA of Paramecium sonneborni, 147 nucleotides long. Lineage: Eukaryota; Ciliophora; Oligohymenophorea; Peniculida; Parameciidae. The record is from the annotation of a GenBank genome assembly.
AUGGCUCUUCUAAACAUUAAAUCAGUUGAAAGUGAGAGUGCCUAAUUUAAAGAAUUAAAUAGUCACUUAUAAAUCUAAGAGUCCUUUUAAAAUUUAAAUGCUUACAUUAAAGUUAUAAAUGUUUAGAAACCAGGGAAUUUACAAUGA